AUGAAAACCAAAAUUUUCAGCAGUUACCACGAUCUCCUCGAAAAACGACUGCUAGGGCGCACGAUUGGAAACUGAAGACGGACGUGGGAGAUGAUCGGAGUAGAGAUGGCUUCAUCACUAUUCACCCCACUCUCAAUCUACGGUUCAUAUAAAAAGGAGAAAAGGGAAAGAGGAGCAGAGCAAAUUCAAACCCAGAAAGAGGAAAAAAUUGGUAUCAAAAUCGGUGAUUGCAGAUAAGGUAUUGUGUGCAGAGUGGAUUCUCAAUCAAACCCAAAAGGCAGAGUAAAAUAGGUGUAACUCGGGCGACAGAGUGGCAGAUUCAGUGGAGGUUAUGCUUGAUAAUUGUUUCCAGAUUUCAAAUUUCAUUUAUUUAGGUUUUCGAUUUCGACUGAGUUUCCAUGUGUUAAUCAUUGUCGUUGGGCAAAUUUCAAACAGUGGGUGGUUACCAGAAGUUGCUCAUGACCUCUUCGUGCAAAUUAUGCUUCCAAAAAAUUAAUCCAUGAGGCAGGGGCUCUCGACACAGUUCCUGUAAAUGUAUGGGAGAAUUCUAGACAUUGUGAAAGUUGGUUUCCUCUAAUAUUAGUUGCAGGUAGAGAAGGUACUGUUUGAUUGAGAAUCUGCAGUAAAUUGGUUUUGCUAAAUAAGGAACUAACAUACAAAGAGAACUCAUAGGGGUAGCACUGAAAGCAGAUAGAUAAGGACCUGUUGAUCCAUAUUCAAGCCAAGAGUGAGUGGAAUCAUGUUCAGUUUGAAUGAAAAUUUGAUUUGAGGAGUAAUCAACCAUUGACUCUCCCUUUUGUGUUGCAUAUUCCUGAUCAUUGGUUCCAGAUCGCCUUUUCUUUCGGUUUGCUCGGUUGUUCUUCUUCUACUUAAAAUGGAUAGUGGGCCGAGAAGUGACCGUGGAGCUCAAGAACGACUUUGCGAUUAGGGUAAGAUCGACCACCGUGGAGGGAAACAGCAAAGGAGAAUAUAUUGGUUACUGGUCAGUAUAUAUAUAUAUUUCAAGAAGUAAAAGAAGAUAGUAAGUAUUGCUGGAAGCACCACAGUUGCAGUGCAUCCUGAGUUAUUCACAAUCAAGAUGUACCAUGGUGGAAUUAUUAGGGAGAAUAAAUAUGUAGGAGGAAAGAUCAGCUACUAUGAUAAUGUGGACAAGGACAAGAUGUCCCUAAUUGAGGUGGAUUCUAUGGUGAGAGGGGUAGACCCUGCGUAUGCUGGAAUGAGGAUAGACUACUGGUAUUCAAUAGGGAGUGAAGAUGAUGCUCUGACCAAGCUUUCCACAGACUUUGAUGCCAUACAAAUGUGUUGUUGUGUACCUCAAAUCAGGUUGGUAAUUAUCUACUUAGAUAAUUUAGAUCUUCAUGGUGACUACCAAUCUGAUACAGAUGAUGUAGAGAUGUUUGAUAAUGAACCAACUGCAUGGGGGUAUAGUCAAGUUGGUUCAUCAGGGGUGUUGAUUGAAGAACUUCAUGAUUCACCAAGGAGGAAAUGCUCUGUAAAGAUCGAAGAGUUGCCAGAUUCACCUAAAAAGAACCCUGAAGUUUUGAAAGGAGAUCCAAAGUUAGGGAGAAGGGUUAAAGUAUGUGUAAACAAAAAAAAGGCAGUGGGAAUUGUGAUUAGAGAGGUGGAAGAAGAGGUUCCAACUCAAGCAAGCAAGGCUCCAGUGUGUGACAGCAAAGACAAAGGUAAAUAGAAAGUUGAUUUUGAGCAAGAACAAGAAGAUUAUAAAGCUGAGAUUUUUGAAGACUUAGUAGACAUAGAUGUGAUCAGUGAAGAUGAUGCUAGUGAAGAUGCAGACUAUAAACCAUGUAGGGAUGAUGAAGACUAUGCUAAUUAUGGUGUUGAUGAUGACUGGUUGGAUUAUGUGGAAUGUGAAGUGAAUGAAGAGAUUGUUGAGAAUCAUGAGGAAGCUACUGCAUCUGUAGGAACAAGUGCUGCAAAGAGGAAGGGAAAGAAGAAAAAGGAAGCUAGUGUUGGAACAAAUGUUGAUAUAGAUGAGAACAUAGAGGUUGAAGAUAAUGAGCCAAUGUAUGGGGCUAUGGAUUCUGAUGAAGAGGGGAUUGGACAUGAAGCAAACUCAGAUGAUGAGGGAGAUGAUAUGCAGAGGUUUCCAGAGUUCAACCCCAAGACAGACAUGGGGAACCUUCAGUUUUGUAAGGGUAUGAGGUUUGCAUCUGCUAAGAUACUGAGAGCUGCUGUAAGAGAAAAGGCAAUACAAAAGGGUUGGGAGGCUAUGUUUGUGAAGAGUGAUAGAGUAAGAGUUAGGGUGAUUUAUAAAGCAGAAAACUGCCCUUUCGAGCUGUAUGCCUCUAAGAUGCAGCAUGAAGACACUCUAAUGAUCAAGACAUACAAUGCUGAACACAACUGUGCAAGAGUGCUAGAUAAUAGCAUGGUUAGGACCCCUUAUCUGACUGAAAAGUUUAUUGAUCAGAUAAAGCUCAACCCUGAUUGGUCUACAGAUUCUCUAGCCCAAACUAUGUCAGCAAAAGUGCAGGCAAGAGUCUCAAUUCAGCAAGCAUAUAGAACCAAGAAGGCUGCAUUGAGUAUACUUGAGCGCUCACAUGCAGAACAGUAUUCCAGGGUCAAGGACUACACAGCAGAGUUGAAGAAGGUUGAUCCAAACACGACUGUGGACAUUAAGUGCGACUUCAACAACCCUGGCCAGCAACCAGUUUUCAAGAGGAUGUAUGUGUGUCUUGGUGCACUGAAGAUGGGAUUUAAAGCAGGUUGUAGGUCAUUGAUAGGACUAGAUGGUUGUCAUCUGAAGAGUCCUUAUGGAGGCCAGCUUUUGUUAGCUGUUGGAGUGGAUGCUAACAAUAGUACUUGGGUAGUGGGUUAUGCAAUGGUGGAGCAGGAGUGUAAGGAUAGUUGGAUAUGGUUCCUAGAGUUGGCUAAUGACUUGGACAUUAAGAGUGAUGGAGCUGGGUGGACCUUUAUAUCUGAUAAGCAAAAGGGCCUGCUACCAGCAUUUGAGGUGGUUUUGCCAAGUGCAGAGCACAGGUUCUGUGUUAGGCAUUUAUGGACGAAUUUCAACAAGAAGUUUCCAGGGAAAGCAUUGAAGGACCAACUAUGGGCUAUUGCUAAGUCAACCACAUUGGCUUACUUUACCAAGGAAAUGGUCCUAAUGAACCAAAUGGAGCCAGGGGCUUAUAACUAUCUAACAGAGCCUGAAAGACCAGCAAAGCACUGGUCUAGGUCACAUUUCAACACAGUGCUUAAAUGUGACAUUCUGCUCAACAACCUCAGUGAAAGCUUUAAUGCCUUCAUACUGCCUGCAAGAGUCAAACCUGUUAUCAGCAUGUUUGAGGAAAUAAGGAUUAAGUUGAUGAAGAGGAUUCACAUUAGGAGGGACAAGAUGAUGGAGGUUCAAGAUCCAAUCUGCCCCAAACUAAGAGAAAUACUGGAGAAGAACAAAGUGAAAGCUGCCACAGACUGCAUUCCAUAUGGUUCAGGUAGCCCAAAAAUCGAAGUGGAAAGUAUUGGAGGAGCUAGAUAUAUAGUUGAUAUUGAGAGGAGGAGUUGUGCUUGUAGGAGAUGGGAUUUGAGUGGGAUCCCUUGCAAACAUGCUGUAUCUGCCAUCCACUUCAUGAGGGAAAAACCUGAGGAUUAUGUACACCCUUGCUACUGGACAAAGACAUACUUGGCCACUUACUCAAACACCAUCAGCCCUGUAAAUGGAAUGGAUCUUUGGGAACGGUCUAAUGAUGCUGCAAUUCUUCCUCCUCAGUAUAACAGACAGCCUGGUAGGCCAAAAACCAAGAGAAUUAAGGAUGCUUCAGAGAAAGCUACUGAGGGAACAAAGCUCGGAAGGGUCCAGAAAUCAUUGAAGUGCAGCAGAUGUGGGAUUUUGGGGCACAAUGUCAAGACCUGUCAUAGGCACUUGCCACCUAAGGAGAAGAUAAGCAAAAAGAGGAAGCUAGACAGUGGAAAGGACACCACUAAUCAAUUCAAGGCUAAGGGUACCAAAAAGCCUCCUCUGACAAAGAAUGAGCUUAGGGACAAAGUUAUACAGAAAGCAGAAAAGAUGAAGAAUAAGAGGGAUGCACAUAAGGCAGCAGCUUUUGCUGCUGCAAAAACAACCAUUGCUAAAGCAACAACAAAGUCGAGCACUGCUUCAACCACUACACAAGCUGCUAGAGCAAACAGUAAAGCUUCUACCUCUGCAAAGUCUUCAACACCAACAAGAUCAUCACAGAGGAUUAGAGCUGGAAAGGAGGCAUGAAAAUAGACCUAGGAGGCUGAGAUUAGCAAGCCAGGUUAUUUUAUAUUGAUUGAUGAAAUGUUGCAUUAUUUUGUGCAACCUUGUGCUGUGUCACAAGGUUGCUGGGUCUAAUCUUUUGUUAUGAUGAUUAGAGCUAAUCUGGACAAAGCAACUAUUUCCAACUUUUUUGUUGUUGUUUUGAUGCGAAACAGUGAAAUGCAUCUUAUUGGCUGCUAAUUCUUAAGACAAUGUCAGUAUUACUCCUAUUAUUAAUGAAGAGCAGGUUGUGUUAUUUUACUACUUUUUAAA
Messenger RNA from Rosa chinensis, 4507 nucleotides. RefSeq lists its product as uncharacterized. The record is from RefSeq and is a predicted model, not a curated record. The coding region runs from base 2024 to 4219 and encodes 731 amino acids. NCBI's taxonomy places the organism in Eukaryota, Viridiplantae, Streptophyta, Magnoliopsida, Rosales, Rosaceae. Gene Ontology annotation, biological process: DNA transposition. Gene Ontology annotation, molecular function: transposase activity; zinc ion binding; DNA binding. The transcript has 14 exons.